CUUCUUUCCCGGAACUAAAGCCCAGCAACCUGAAUUUUAACAGUGAUUCCCACGCACAUCGGCCAGUUGGAGACCUCGGCCCUGCACCUUCAGACCCCGCCUCUUCCGGAAAGGCCACGCACGGGGUCGGGCGCCCCCUCGUGGCUGCCAGGGGAAGUGGCCUGGGGCUCGACUGGUCUAGGGCUUCGAGUGGAAACCCCGCGUACCCAGUCAAUGAGUGACCAGUGUGGGCCGCGCCGUGAACCCGGAGCAAGGGGCUUUUGGUCCGACGGUGAAAGUCGCCUGAGCCCGAGGUCCAGGUGUCGGAAGGCCACCCACGCCUCGAAUCCAGAGCACAGCUCGGGAUGUGAGGCCCCGCCCACCCUGAGCGCGUCACUCUCGCGCGCGCGCCCGCUACUGGCUUGCGCAACCACCAUAUCUACCCUUUAGCCGAGUGAAGUGGCUUGUUAGUAGAAGUCCGUGUGCACGGAAGAAAAGGUACUUCAGUGUGUAUUUUCUAAAAACAAGGACAUUCUCCUACAUUCAAAAUCAGGGCUCCUAUCUGGUAUCGCAGGAUGCAUUCGACUGUCUUUUAUCUUUGGCCUCCUUCAGUCUGGAGCAGCUACCCAGUGUUCCUUGACUCUGAUGACUGACAUUUUUCAAGAUUCCUGGCCGGUUGUUUGUAGAUUUGGCUUUGGGGUUGUCUAAGAUAUCUUAGCUGCUAGACUCCUAUGGACAGAGUUGGUGCUGACCACAUUCAGAGGCUGGGCGUGUGUCUUGGGUGACUGAGGAGGACCAGCGACCAGCCACACCAGCCUCCAGACACACUCCCAGGCCUAGCUAGGCCAGACCUUUUCUGUGGUUGCCUCCCCUCUGGGGUUUUGCACUCAUCUCACUGAGGUCUCUGGCUUUCCUGUAGCAUCCAUCCCAGAGCCAUGGUCCAUGCCUUCCUCAUCCACACCUUGCGGGCCACGAAGGCUGAGGAGGGCCUUUGCCGAGUGCUUUACUCCUGCUUCUUUGGUACAGAGAAUUCACCCAAUGACGCACAGCCACAUGGUGCUGAGAGGGACAGGCUUCUCCGAAAGGAGCAGAUUUUGGCCGUGGCCAGGCAGGUGGAGUCCAUGUGCCAGCUGCAGCUGCAGGCAUGCGGCCGGCCUGCUGUGGACCUGCAGCCCCAGUCCUCAGAUGACCCAGUGCACCUGCGUGAGUCCCCAUGUGGGGCCUUCCGCCUGACGGCAGGGGACCCUUUCCAGGAGCCUCGGACAGUGGUGUGGCUAGGUGUGCUCUCAUUAGGCUUCGCCCUGGUGCUGAAUGCCCACGAGAACCUGCUGCUGGCAGAGGGCACGCUUCGACUGCUGGCCCGCCUUCUCCUUGAGCACCUCCGGCUGCUGGUCCCCACUGCCAGCCUCCUGCUGCGGGCUGACUACAUCGAGGGCAUCCUCACCCGCUUCCUGCCCCAUGGUCAGCUGCUCUUCCUCAAUGACCAGUUUGUCCAGGGUCUGGAGAAAGAAUUCAGUGCUGCCUGGCCCCGCUGACCCCUCAAUGGGAUGGGACUCCCUAAGAGGGCAAGGAGGGAGGAUGGGGAUAGACGGAUAUACAGCCAGGUAAAAUUUGGCAUCUGCCUCCUUCCCAGCCUCCUCCCAGCUCUGGUGUGCUGCCACACCCAGGACAAAUGGUUGGGACAAGCUGGCAGAAAAGGGGGCCGGGGAGAGGGUAGAGAGGAGGAAUCACAGAGCUUCCUAUGCCUAGAGUGACCUCGUGACUUAUUCAGACUGCUGCAGCGGGCCAGCCCCACUUGUCCUUGACCCCACUUUCUCCCAUCCCUGCCAGCCAGCCCCAAACAGUCCACCAGCCACUAGUGCUGGGGCAGUAAGGAACGGCCGCUUGGAACUCAGCCCACUUUCUUCCAAACCCAUAGUCAUCGCAGUGCAAAAGCAGUCUCUGAGAUUUCGAGGGUCAGGGAGCUGGCUUCUGCCUUUGCACCUACUUAGGCGCCAUCAUCAAGGAUUUUGUUAGCGAGGGCCUGCUCAGUGUCCAGCCCCACCACAGUUCACAAAGGUGUGAGUUGUUCAGCAGAGAGGCUCCAUAGCUCCUUUUGGCCCCAGCCCAUGCCCACUGGCAGCCAUGAGAUAAUCAUGGGCUUACUUUGUCUGCAGGGAGAGAGGGUGGUGGUGGGUGAGAGAGGUCUGAUGUUGUCCUUCUCAGUUUGAAUUAAAAGCACUGAGUGUGUGAUUUCAUCCUC
This is a messenger RNA of Orcinus orca (killer whale), 2221 nucleotides long. It is a transcript of the gene AP5S1, whose product is annotated as adaptor related protein complex 5 subunit sigma 1. Gene Ontology annotation, biological process: double-strand break repair via homologous recombination; endosomal transport. The record is from RefSeq and is a predicted model, not a curated record. The coding region runs from base 915 to 1514 and encodes 199 amino acids. NCBI's taxonomy places the organism in Eukaryota, Metazoa, Chordata, Mammalia, Artiodactyla, Delphinidae. Gene Ontology annotation, cellular component: lysosome; late endosome; cytosol. The transcript is spliced from 4 exons.